AAACUUAAGGAUGGACAUGCAAUGUGAGCACAUUUAACUAUGGUCUGCUAAUCAAUACGAACCUGGCUAGACACGAUGACCUGGGAGGAUAAACAAUUGCAAUUCAUAUCAUAUUCAAGCUGACAGUUCACAUCCGUGCGGUACUGUUCGCCAGCCUAUUGCUAUGAAAAGGUACAGCUGCAUCGGCUGUAAAGAGUUUGGAAGAAGAUUGAUAAGAACAAGGUCUGCGGAAGGAGAUACAAAGCUGCAGACUCCUUUGAAACGAUGUUUGAACGCAGCGCAGCUAACACUGUAUUGUAUAGCACAUAUGAUAGGUGCCGGUCUGUACGUUCUGACUGGCCAGCUCAUCCGUGAUGACACCGGUCCGGGGACCUCCAUCGCUUACCUUUUGUCCGCUUUUACCGCCGCAUUCACCGCAAUGUGUUACGCAGAGUUCACCACGCUCUUUCCCAGGGCAGGGUCGGCGUAUGUGUACACUUACUUAAUGUUUGGUGAAUUACCCGCAUUUCUGAUUGGAUGGACAAUGGUCUCCGACGUCAUCGUCUCCACAGCCGCAAUUUCUAAAGCACUGUCUGGAACAAUAAACUUGUUGUCUAAUAACACAAUACGUCAUUGGUCAGAGCAACAUUUAGUUCGACUUCAUGCCCCUGGAAUUGCUGAUUCCUCACCGGAUAUGAUAGCAGCUCUUUUCCUAUUGCUACUGAUUGUGCUCACCCUCACUGGGGCAAACAUCUCACUCAACAUAAACGCUGUUUUGUCCUCCAUUCAAAUAAUCUGCCUGAUUGUUAUGAUAAUUGCCUGUUUCGUCCUUGGAAGCCCCGAAAAUUAUAUCAAUGAAGGUGGUUUUUUUCCUUUCGGCAUUUCUGGUAUGCUGCGUGGUGCCGGACUCGCCGUUUUCGGCUUCUCAGGAUUCGAAGCUAUCGCCAACGCGAGUGAGGAAGCAAAGAAUCCUCGUCGCGAUCUUCCGAUGGCUUUGUUCGCUGCCCUGGCAAUAUGUACUUUAUUAUAUCUCGGCGCAUCACUUGGAUUAUCGUACCUUGUACCACGCACCGAAAUAGUAUACGAAUCUCCGUUUGUCGCAGCGUUCGCUUAUGUGAAACAGACUGGGAUGAUGGGAUUUGCAGCUUUUGCGACAUUGUUGGCCACAGGCGCUACGAAGCUGGUGGCCAUGUAUGUCAUCCCAAGGCUAUUUUAUGCCAUCGCAUCAGACGGCUUACUUUUCGGGUUCAUGGCUUACGUGGAACCAAGAACAGGAGUUCCCAUUUGGAGUUUGCUUCUUGGAGGUCUUAUAACGGUUCUCCUAGCCACAUUCGUCAAGAUCCAAGUGUUAGCCGAGUUCACUUCUGUUGGAAUUAUUUUCUCCUAUUUUAUGAUUGGACUCGACCUAAUGGUCCUUCGUUACACUUUCGAGGAUGUACACCAUAUAUUACAUCAAGAGGAUGGAUUAGAGAAAUCAAAGAGUGAUCUAUUGAAACUUGAUUCUACGAAAGACCAAUCUGUGCUUCUUCCAGCACCGUAUACCUUAUGGAUGAGGAAGUGUGUGCCUGGGUGUUUCAAGAUAUUUGAAACGAAAGCUCAUUUCAAGCUUAUUCUAGCAAUGUACUCUGUCUCUAUCCUGGCUAUCGGUAUUAUCCUGAACAUCAACACAAAGGCUCAGUACAUUUGGUUAUGGGCCACAUGUGGCGUGUUUUGCGCUGUCACUGUUAUAUCGUUUAUUCUGUUAUCUUUCUACCAACCGACCAACCACCAUGAUGGGUUUGAG
This is a messenger RNA of Dicrocoelium dendriticum, 1762 nucleotides long. NCBI's taxonomy places the organism in Eukaryota, Metazoa, Platyhelminthes, Trematoda, Plagiorchiida, Dicrocoeliidae. The record is from the annotation of a GenBank genome assembly.